Messenger RNA from Diospyros lotus (date-plum), 1622 nucleotides. Its product is annotated as WAT1-related protein At5g07050-like. Bases 123 to 1367 code for a protein of 414 amino acids. The record is from RefSeq and is a predicted model, not a curated record. NCBI's taxonomy places the organism in Eukaryota, Viridiplantae, Streptophyta, Magnoliopsida, Ericales, Ebenaceae. Gene Ontology annotation, cellular component: plasma membrane. Gene Ontology annotation, molecular function: transmembrane transporter activity. The transcript has 7 exons.
GGGGAGAGACAUGGCCUCUCCGUAGGUAGCACCUCAACUAUACACCCAACUGUGCUUCCUCCCUCUUUCUCCACUUUAGUUUCCUCAUCCCUCCUUCUCCCUCAACUUGAUUAGUUGUGAAAAUGGAGAAGCAGAGUUGCUGCAGAAGCUUCCUCCAGAAAUCAAAACCCUACUUAGCCAUGAUGUCGUUGCAGUUCGGCUACGCUGGCAUGAAUAUCAUCUCCAAGGUCUCCCUCAAUGGCGGCAUGAGCCACUACGUGCUCGUCGUUUAUCGCCAAAUUAUCGCCACCGCCGUCAUCGUCCCCUUCGCUCUCUUCUUUGAGAGGAAAGCUCGGCCGAAGAUUACAUUCCCGAUUUUCAUGCAAAUCUUCGUUCUCGGCCUUCUAGGGCCGGUGAUUGACCUGAAUUUCUACUACGCCGGUCUAAAGUUUACGUCGCCGACGUUCUCCUGUGCGAUAAGCAACAUGUUGCCGGCGAUGACAUUUGUAAUGGCAGUAAUAUUUCGGAUGGAGAAGAUAAACCUCAAGAAGGUGAAGUACCAGGCGAAGCUGAUCGGGACGGUGUUUACAGUGGGGGGAGCAAUGGUGAUGACGCUGUACAAGGGUCCGGUGGUGGAGAUGCUGUGGUCUAAACACGUCCAUCCUCUCAAAUCCGCCGCGCCUCAUCAGUCUACUGCCACUGCAACUCCUGAUGAUAAGAGCUGGUUCAAGGGCUCCAUCUUCCUCAUCAUCGCCACCCUUGCUUGGGCCUCUUUCUUCAUUUUGCAGACCGUGGCGCUGAAAACAUACAGGAAACAUCAGCUGACGCUGACAUCACUGGUAUGCUUCGUGGGAACUCUGCAGUCUAUAGCCGUCACUUUCGUUAUGGAACACAAGGCCUCUGUUUGGUCCAUCGGCUGGGAUAUGAACCUCCUCGCUGCUGCCUACGCUGGUAUUGUGGCUUCAAGCAUUUCAUACUAUGUGCAAGGGUUGGUCAUGAAGACAAAAGGGCCUGUUUUCGCGACGGCUUUUAGCCCUUUGAUGAUGAUCAUCGUUGCAGUCAUGGGUUCUUUCAUCCUCGCAGAAAAGAUCUUCCUUGGAGGUGUGUUAGGGUCGCUCCUGAUAGUUAUAGGGCUUUACUCGGUUCUGUGGGGGAAACACAAAGAAGAGAAGGAGAAGGAAGCAAUGGAGAAAGCCAACGCCAUCCCGGAAGCCACCAAGGGAACUCCGGCAAGCGGCGGCGCCGUCGUACUGCCGAGCAUCGGAGACAUCGAAGCCAAUGGCUUGGAAUUGCAGAAACAAGAAGCCAACAACAACAAGCUUCCUAAUUCAGUGGCCAUUGCUUUACCCAUAUCCGACAACCCGACCAAAGCCAGCCAAGAUGCCUGAGCCACAGACCACAUUAACCACAUCUAUCUCUCUUUUUUUUUUUUUCUUUUUUUCUGGGCUUUUGUUUUUGACUUUUGGUCGUUUGACUUUUUUUUUUUUUUUUUUUGGGUUUUGGGUUUUGUGGUUUUAAUUUAAUUUCGAAAUGGAGCGGAGCUUUUGGUAGCCACAGGCCACAAUUAAUGUAAGCUAAAAUUUCCAAGGACUUGUAAUAAUAACUAAAAGCACUAAGAGAAAUCGGAAUCUCUUUUUCUGAUU